CAGUAAGUAAGCCUCCCGAAGCCUCUCUUUUCUUCCCUAAGCCUUCUAUAUAUAUAAACCAUAUUCACUACAGAAUUUUCUCCACAAACAAACCCGGCCACUCAAGAAUUAACAAAUUAAGCACCCUUUAAUUAAGGAGAUCGAUCGAUCCACAUGGCCGAAGGAUACUACUCUUCUUCGCAGUCUCGUGAGCCUCCUGUGCCCUUGCAUCUAUGCUUCUUCUUCCUUAUACUGCUCAUGUUCCUGGGCUUGUCAUGGUACAUAAACUACGAGCCGGUGCUAGAGAGCUUGUUCGAUCAGGUGAAGAUGGUUCUGGUGGUGUCCCCCUUGCUGCUUCUGCUGGUUGUCCACUUCCUCUCCAACGAUGAACGCCGGCGGUUCUCCGACCUCGUCCCACUGCCAGAGAGAGACUCCCUCCAUAGGGCUGGGGGAACUCCUUGGGGAGUCGGAUUUCUGCUUGUCCUUCUUCUUUUCAUGAUUUCUUACCACUCUUACUUUCAAGAACGCUGGUUUCCUCUCCUAAGCAGAUAAUUAAUAUUAUGGCAACCAUUAGUUAAUUAAUGCAUGCAUGGCGCCAUCCAUGAUCAAAUUUCUGUUAUGUAAUUAUUGUUAAACAAAAGUUCGAUGAGUAUGUGGUUUUCAUUUUGUAUGCACAAAUUGUACGUUUACUUACUUUAUUAAUUCAUGUCAAAAAAAAAUUACUUUA
This is a messenger RNA of Alnus glutinosa, 706 nucleotides long. RefSeq lists its product as uncharacterized. The record is from RefSeq and is a predicted model, not a curated record. The transcript has a single exon. The coding region runs from base 154 to 531 and encodes 125 amino acids. Lineage: Eukaryota; Viridiplantae; Streptophyta; Magnoliopsida; Fagales; Betulaceae.